ACAAAAUUAAAAUUAUUUGGAGAAUGUUUACAGCUGAUUCGAUUUCAUCUCAACGGAAGUCUUGGACAACUGAAGAAGAUCAAUUGUUAUAAGAAUUGCGAUAAAAAAUGGGUUUGGAUUGGAUUGAAGUAGCGCGUAGAAUUGGAUAAAGAAAUCCAUCUCAAUGUGCUUAAAGAUGGAAGAGAAUAAAGGGCUAUAAACUAAGGAGAUAAUGGACUUAGGAUGAAGAUGAGAAAGUAAAAAGUCUAGUAAAAGAAUAUGGAUAUCAUUGGAGUAGGAUUGCAAAAUUAAUGCCAAAUAGAUCAGGAAAAUAAAUCAGGGAACAUUAUUUAAAUUAAUUACAUCCAGAUUUAAAUAAUUAGCCUUGGAGUGCAGAAGAGGAUGAAAAAUUAAUUGAAAUAUACAAAAAAAUAGGUGGAAAAUGGUGUAUUAUUUAGAAAUAAUUGAAUGGCAGAUCAGAAAAUAGUAUCAAGAAUAGAUUUUAUUCAUAUUUAAGAAACAAAUAUUUUGGAGUGAAGAAUCCAUAUUAUAUUAUUCCAGAAUAAGAAUAAGUAAACAUAACAAAAGUGGAUUAAAAUUUGAACAAAACAAUAGAGAAUCAAACUCAAGAUUAUUCUAUUUAAACUAAUUUAAGUUAUGCUACUUAGUAUGUGUAACCAUAAAAUAUAUACCCAUAUCCUUCGAUGAGUCCAGUGAAUAAUUUUCAGUCAUUUUAAAUACUUUAUCCUGUAUUAACAUUUCCUUAGCCUCAUUAUGUAUUUUAAUUUAUGGCUAAUGUAAUCCAUCCAUGAUAAAUAGUGAUUAAUAAGUGUAUUAUUUAUAGAGU
Paramecium sonneborni is the source of this 826-nucleotide messenger RNA. NCBI's taxonomy places the organism in Eukaryota, Ciliophora, Oligohymenophorea, Peniculida, Parameciidae. The record is from the annotation of a GenBank genome assembly.